This is a messenger RNA of Alexandromys fortis (reed vole), 4120 nucleotides long. RefSeq lists its product as uncharacterized. NCBI's taxonomy places the organism in Eukaryota, Metazoa, Chordata, Mammalia, Rodentia, Cricetidae. Gene Ontology annotation, molecular function: lipid binding. The record is from RefSeq and is a predicted model, not a curated record. The transcript has 15 exons. The coding region runs from base 42 to 1517 and encodes 491 amino acids.
AUUCUAGAAGGUUCCAUUCGGGGAGUGGUCCUAACAGGAGAAUGCUGCUGCUCUGGACACUGCUGUUGUACUGGCGGCUGCUACACCGAGCCCAAGGGACGACCCAUAGUCCUCUCCUCCUGCGGAUCAGUGAGAGCCAGCUGGAAACAGACAUUUCAGAUCUAUUCACUAAGCACCAGGUCCUCAAGGGUCUGAUCAGGAUGCCUGUGACUGGAUCCCCAAGUGAGUGUGUGUCUGUCCUGGACACCCUGCCCUUCGCCAGAAAGGAGUUGGUUAGGAAGAAGAGCGGGCUGGACUUGUCGUCCGUAGGGGACCUGCUCUCCGGGAAGACCAUGCCUGAGCUGAAGAAGUUACUGGAGACAGCUGGGUUGAUCAUAGAAGACGCCAAGGGACCGGAAGUCACCCUGGAAAUUUUAAGUGAGAGCCUGCUGCAGAUUACACUGCGCUGCAAACUGUACCUCUCGCUCCUGGAGAUCCUGAGGUUGGAAGUCAUCAAGAACAUACGCAUUGGAGUACGGCUAGAACAGAUAGGGAACAAGACCCAGGUGGCCUUCGAGGAGUGCCAGACACCACCUGGAAGCCUCAACAUUGAGAUCGUGAAGCAAGCAGACACCCUGUUGCCAAACCAGCUGCUGAAACUGGUGACUGAGAUCCUGGAUGGGUCACUGCCGUUCCUCCUCCAGAAGAUAGUGUGCCCUGUGACCACAAACCUCCUCAACUUCCUGCUGGAAGACCUGCUACACAUCAUUCUUCCUCCAAUCAUUUCGGGUCCCGAUGAUUUCCAGUACUAUGUGACCAGCACGGAGUUCACAGAGGGAGCCAUCUUGAUGGGAGUGCAGCUUGUGACUCCCUGUGGCCCACACCAGCGGGCCUCGAGGCUGGAGCAUGUGGUUCCCCCACCCCUUCCACCAUUAGCCCAGGACAGCAUGGCAGACUUUGCCUUUUGGCUCGAAAUCUACAAUGACAUCCUGUCCUGUCUGUACACCAGUCAGGAGAUCUUCGUGGAGGCCCAAGACUCCUUGGAAACCGACCUGUGGGAGCUGUUGUCCCUAAGUGCCCCAAUACCCAGGCCAGAGGUGUAUAAUCUGACCAGAGGGAGCCCGGGACUGAUUAUCAGCGCUCUGGAUCCCCCCACUGUCCUCCUUGAUGACUUCGGGGCCACAGUCACCCAGCAGGGCUUACUGAUGCUGCAGGGGACCAACAAUGCCUCCUCUGGUGCAAUUGCCUGGCGACUCCUGGCCAAAGCUGCGUUCUCCACAAGAAGUCAGAAACUAAAACUCCAGUUCAUGCCACACAGCACUGUAGUCACCUUGGGUUCCUACCCCACCAUCAUUGAGAAGCAGGAAGAGCAUCUGAAGGCCUUGCUCUUGAUGGUCCUGAAGAGACAGUUCCUGCCUCACCAUAACGAGUGGCUCAGAGAGCAUGGCCUCCCACUGCCCAACAUCAAGGGCAUCUCCUUCAGCCAGGCCCAAGUGGACUUCUCUGAGGUAGGUGCAGAGGGAGGGGUCUCCUUAUGAUGCUCAGCUAAUGAGUUGGAAUCAGAAGCUGAGGCCGCUCCAGGCCCUCUGCCUCUCAUGUUACCUCUACCUCACAACCAUGCUGGAUGCGACACCUGCUAUAAAGUAACUGAGACCUUGGGGGCCAGCGUGAGCCACUCAGGAAGCCAGAACUCAGGGCUCAUCAAGAGCACCUCCCCUUACACAGACUAUUCUCCCCACUUUGACUGAGAGGAAACUCAAGGCUCAGAAAGGCAGAAAAGCAUGGCCAGGGUGUCAAAGCAGGAGUCUUUAUCUGACCUCCAAGUCUAUAUCUUAGACAGGACCACCCACCUCCCUAGAACUGAGGUGUCAUGGUUCCCAGACAGUACUGUUGUGCCCAGUGCCCACUCCCUGCAAACACCAGGGGCAGGAAGCAGGGAAAGCUUAGCCUCUGAGGUGCUGCCUGGGGAUCUGCUCCCAGGCCUGUCCUACUUCCUGCCCUGGCUCCCAAAGGGGGAAAGUUCAUUAUGUGAAGUUCUAGGGAUGUGGGCUCAGUGGUGAAGAGUGUUGCUGCCCUUCCCAGCACCCAUAGCCAGAGAAGGCUCACAACGGUACUCUAGCCCUAGGGGACCUGAUGCCCACUUCUGGUUUCCACUGGUACCUGCACACACAUGGCAUACACUCACAGACAUACAAACAUACACAAAUAUGAAAACAAAAUAAAAAUAUCUUUUUGAAAGAUGAAAGAAAUAUUUAAAGGAGGUUUCAGAAGAACAAGUUGGAAGGCAGACAGAAAUACAAUCUCACAGUUAACAGAACACAUCUCUCAGAAUGAAAUGCCUUCUGAAAACUGAACAUGACCAUAAUAAACUCCAGAUUUGGGCAGGGGGAAGACAGAGACACUGAGACAGAGACAGGGAUCUUGGGAAAUGGGGAAGGAGGUUGGUAAGAAGGGCAGGGCUCAGACACACUCUUCAUUUCUUCCCUCCCCUUGAGAUGAUUACCAAGGUUGUGGCACAUACUUGUAAUCCCGGCACUCAGGAGAUGGAGCCAGGAUGAUCUGAGUUCCAGGUCAGACAGGACUACAUAAUGGGACCCUGUGUCAAAAAGAAAGGAAGGACAGAAGAGAAGAAGAAACAAAAAGACGAAUGACCUUGAGCUUUUAGGAUCCCAAGCUUAGACCCUGAGCCUCCCAUUUCCAUUCCUGACUGCAGAAGUCUGCCUUCAAGAACCUGAGGUGGGAGCUGCAGCGGGCAAUGCCUCAACAGCCACUCAGUAUCUUCCACUCCCCAUCCCCCACCACUGCUGCUUCUGCCUAGGGGCCUUAGAGAAUCCAGAGAAACCCUUACUUGAGUAGGUCUGGAGGAACACAUCCAGGUCAUCCAAGGUUUGUGACUGUCCUAAAAAUAAUGCCACCAGCCCUGGAGCAACAGGUCAGGUGAAUGACCAGGGUCAGGUCACAGCCAGCACCUUCUAGCCACCCUGUCUGUCUCAUGACUAGACCUGUGAAAAGCAAGGCACACUUGCCGAUCUGCUUCUCGGCUGCCUUGUGCCAUUGUUCAGGUGCAGGUUACAGAGCACACCAUGCAGACCGUGGUUUAAAGGAAAAAGUCACCUGGAGCUGAGCAGUGUACAACACACACCCUUCCAGGGCUGCCCUGCUUGUUCUUCCAGCCCCCAUCGUCCUUCUUUCACUAGUCCAUAUACCUCAGAAAACACUCCAAAGUCUAGUGUGCCUGUCCUCAUAAACGCUCCCAAGACCUUGUCUUCCUCUCUGCUCUGCACCCUCAUCCACUCAGUCCCUGGCUCUCCUUUCUUAGUCACAGGUGUGGGCCCCUCUGGUGUGUCAGGAGCAACCCUGGGAAAGCACUCUCUGCUCUGUCCACAGAAUUACAUACUACUGACCAUUCCUGAGUAGCUGCUCUGCAGAGGACCAGUCCUUGCCCCCAGCUGCAUGUGCUCAAGACCCCAAAGUCCAUGGUCUGCCUCAGUCCCAGUGGAGUUCUCAACUGUAAUAAAGAUGUUUCCUCUGUGAGUCUGGGUUUCCUGACAGUAGGGACGCACCUUGAAGGGUUUAGAUGAAGGGCUCCUUCCCUGCUCUAGUUCUCCUAUGAGCCUUGGAAAGUGCUCUGUGUUCUGUCCCAGGUGGAAGGAAAGACUGGGAAUGGUGGUUCACACCUGUCAGCCCAGAAUGUGGGAGGCUGAGGCAGAGGAACUGUCAUGUGUUUGGGCCAGCCUAAGUUACAAAGUGACUUCCAUGUCAGCCCAGGCUGGAGGGAAACCUAGCCAGAAAAGGGCAGGGGUAAGGAGAAAGAGAAAGAGAAAAAUAAAAAAGAGAAAAGCCUUUUAACUCUUCAUCCCUGCAAGAGCUCUUGUUUUUAAAAGAAAAAAAAGGAAUAUGCUGUGGGAUAAUGCUUUUGUACACUAUAAAGAUCUGUCACUUCAUAUUGGUUUAAUAAAACACUGAUUAGCCAGUAGCCAGGCAGGAAGUAUAGGCGGGACUACCAGGCUAGGAGAAUUCUGGGAAGAGAAAAGGUGGAAAUUUAAUCACCACCCAGACACAGAGCAAGCAAGAUGAGAAUGCCUUAUUAAGAAAAGGUACCAAGCCACAUGACUAAACAUUGAUAACAAUUGUGGGUUAA